This is a messenger RNA of Phlebotomus argentipes, 4031 nucleotides long. Its product is annotated as fatty acid synthase-like. The coding region runs from base 1 to 3957 and encodes 1318 amino acids. Gene Ontology annotation, biological process: fatty acid biosynthetic process. NCBI's taxonomy places the organism in Eukaryota, Metazoa, Arthropoda, Insecta, Diptera, Psychodidae. Gene Ontology annotation, molecular function: oxidoreductase activity; fatty acid synthase activity. The transcript is spliced from 3 exons. The record is from RefSeq and is a predicted model, not a curated record.
AUGGCUUUCCUGGACAGCUUCGUCCAGAUCUUCGCAUUCGGUCGCGAUACCAGAGAUCUGAUGUUGCCCAAGUCCAUCCAGGCGAUCAGGAUCAGGCCUCAGGAAGUGCUGAGAGUGGCAGAAGAGAAUCGAGGUUUGCACCAGGUGAAAGUGUGCGCGGAACUCAAGACGAUCUCCUCACCAGGACUGGAAAUCGUGGACCUGAGGAUGAAAACCCUCAGGAAGAACCAGCCAACCGGAAAGCCUGUCUCGGAAUCCUUCAGGUUCAUUCCACAUCUUCCGGCGCCGCAGCUUUCGACCGCGAACGCAGCUCGCGUGUGCGUCCAGAGCUUCCUGGACAAUCACCGCUCGUCGAAGGUGAAGAUCGUGGAAGUGGAUUCGGUUGAGUCUUCCCACGAGAUUCUCCCGAACUUCCGUGAUGCCGUUGAAGACUUGCCCGGGAUUCGGGGAAUGCUGAUCUUGCUCUCGUCUAAGAAGGCAACGCUGGAUGGAAUCCACGUGGAAGCUGGAGAGCUGAAUACUCAAAAGAACUGCGACAUCGUCAUCAAGAAGCAGUUCUUCCGCAACGGGACAUUUCCGGAGGAGUCCCUGGAGAGUCUCGCCGACGGUGGAUAUUUGAUCUCGCGUGAGGAAAAGUCAAUCGAGCUGAAGAGCGUCGCAACAUCUGCAGACCUGAGCCUUAUCUUCUUCCUGCCCGUGGAGAAUGAGACUCUGGUCGUGUUCAAGCGGUCAUCGAGGAAGAUUCUUCCCAGCACGAGUGUCUUCGAGGCCUCGCAGUUUUCAGUCAGCGAAGAGUGGCUGAAGAACGUCAAGGAAGCCGCGAAACUCGGCUCAGUGACUCUGAUGUCGAGCAAGGACUCGAAUCCCGGCAUCUCAGGCCUGGCGAAUGUGGUGCGCAAGAAGAUUCCUGGGCAGAGCAUAAACUUCUUUUCCGUUGAGGACAAGAAGUUCAGCGAUGCGAGCUUCCAGAACCAGGUGAAGCUGACUCUGGCUUCGAACGUCUUCCGCAACGGCCAAUGGGGAAGUUUCCGCUGGCUGAGGCUGUCAGAUAGGGCGCCGCUCGAGGCCUACGCCGGGAAUUGCUUCGUGGAGUUCACUUCGCCGGAAAACGCCCUCGAGUGGAGAUCCGGAAGCGUCCUGGGGGCGGCGCAAGGAAAUCUCGUGAACGUCAUGUUCUGCGGCCUGAAUCUGCGCGACAAGGAGAUCGUGUCCGGUGAGCUUCCUCUGGAGGAGACCGGGUUGUCGCGCCGCCAUUGCGCGAUGGCGCUGGGAUCGGAGUUCGCGGGCGUGGAUCAGGAAGGCCGGCGUGUGAUGGGCGUCGUUCCCCACGGCGCUCUGUCCAGCCAGGCUCUGGCCGACGACGCGUUCACGUUCCCAGUGCCGGAGCACUGGACUCUGGAGGAGGCGGCCACUGUGCCGAUGGCCUAUCUCACGGUCUACUGGGCUCUCUUCUUCAAGGCCAAUAUCCUGGCGCCGCUCAAGCACGGCAGAAGGAUUCUGAUCCACUGCGGAGCUGAUGAGCUGGGAAUCGCGGCGAUCAGAGUGUCCUUGGCCUACGGACUGGACGUUUUCACGACCGUUGACUCGAUUGAAAAGAAGGACUUCCUUCUCAGCAUGUUCUCUGAACUGGAAGAGGACCAAAUUGGAAGUUCCUUUGAUUUCAGCUUCCAGGAAAUGAAUCAAGACCGUCCAGAUCAAGCUGAACCAAGAAAAUUUGAUUAUGUGUUUAAUAGACUGAAGGGCAGAAAUCUAACAAAUUCCGUUCAUUGUCUGGACACUGGUGGAAAAUUCCUGCAUGUGGGAAAAUGGGAUAUGAUUGAAAACAGUGAUUUUGGCAUGGGUAUUUUCCUGAAUGAUCUCGAAUUCCUAGCAGUUCAGAUUGAAGGUAUCUUUACAGAUGUAUACGAAAACAAGAUGGAUCUUGCGAAAUUGUUCCGCCAAGAUGUCGGAAAGGGCAUAAUUCAGCCGAUACCAGCAGCAGUGUUUGAUGCUAAUUGUGUCAAUGAUGCUUUCAGCUAUUACAAGAAUAUUAAUCAUGUUGGAAAAAUCCUUUUAAAGAUCAACGAUCCCAGCGACGAGGACACCGACAAGUCCACUCUUCCAAUUUCAAUUUCUCCUCGAUUUUCUGCCCAGCCAGAAAGUUCCUUCGUGAUCUUCGGUGGCCUGGAUGACUUCGGUUUGGAGUUUGUCGAUUGGCUGAUCGUCAGAGGGGCUCGAAAAGUCGUUCUGACGUCGCUCGGAAAAUCGCUCAGCGAUUAUCAACUGUACCGCAUGAGACUCUGGCAGAGUUACGGCGCUCAGGUCGUCCACAAGCUGGAGAGUCGCGGAUCCCGGUCGGAGUGCCUGGAACUGCUCGAUCUCGCCCGGAAACUGGGACCGAUUUCUGGCAUCUUCAGCGCCUCGCUGUGCAGCUCUUGGAACGGAGACGAGCUCUUCGAGGCCAGCGCAGCGGAAGUCAGUGUUUCUUCGGCGAAGAACUUCGAUGAGUUGUCCAGGAAGCUGUGUCCGAAUCUCGCCCAAUUUGUCGUCUUCUCGCGCAGAUGGCUGAACAGCGAGGAUGUGGAGCAAUGCCGAGCUGAACUGAGCAUCGCAAUGGCGGAGAAGAUCGUCCAGGAGAGAGCGGCUCAGGGAUUUCCGGGGAAAGUGAUUCACUUGGGAUCUCUUGAGGGCCAGAAGCCCGAGAAGGGAGUUCUGAGCCAGAAGAUCUUCUCUUGUCUGACCGAAGUUGAUAAGCUGAUGCUCAACAAUGAAAUCAUUGUGGCUCACAGAAUCCUGGAUAAAACCACGCCCAAGAAAUUCUGCGUCCUCAACACGAUCAAGGAAGCACUCAAGUUGAAGGAAAUUACUUCAUUAGAUGAAACAGUGGAGAGUUUAGCAUUCGAUCGCUCGGAUGUAUUGAGAUUGAAGAAGCAGAUGAGAAAUAAGUUUGACUUACAUUUCACUCUUCAGAAUCUCCAGAAUCUAACUUGCCGCCAGAUUCUGGCUAUGGUCAAGGAACGAGCACGAGAAAACGAAGGUAAAUUGAUCCUGACGAACGACAAGAAGCCGAAGGGACUGGAGAUGCUGUUGCAGUUCCUCAAAGACAGGAACUCGAGUGCGCAGCAGAAGAUCUGCAGAAUGCCGAGUCGCGACAGGACGGCGAAGUACAAUUCCUGCGUUGUCCUCAUUCCGGGCCUCGUGGAUAUCCUGGAUGUGGACUUGCGUGAGAUCAGCCUGAACAUCGCCUUGCCGGUGUUUUCCCUUCGCGUGACCGAAGACAUCGGGCUGUUGUCCGUCGCCGAUCUGGCCAGGAGUCUUUUGCCAGUCAUCAAGAGGGACGCUCUGAAGAUGUCGCAGAUGUUCUACCUGGUGGGCUACUCCUUCGGCGUCUUCCUCACGCUGGAGCUGGCCAGGUUGCUGGAGCAGGAGGGAAUGACUGGACAAGUGCUUCUGAUCGACGGCGCGCCGGAGUUCUUCAGGCUGCUGCUCGCGGAGCAGCUGGGCGAUAACUUCGCCGAGGAGGACGUCGAGGAGCUGAUCGUGGAGAACAUCCUGCGCGUCGUGUUCCCGGAGGAGAAUCCCCGGGAGGUGUGGGGCCAGCGCAAGGCGCGCAACUGGCGUGAGCGCGUGCAGCAGCUGGCGGAGGCGUGCAAGAAUCAGUUCGUGUACUCGGAGGAACACUUGAUGUACAUCGCGGAGCUCCUACGCGGCCGCCUGCGCGGCGUGCGUGCGGGCAACGCCGAGAUGGUCGAUCCUGUGGAGUCCCCGAUCACGCUAGUGAGGCCCACGGACGUGUCCGUGGCGGACAUCGAACGCGAUUACGGAAUGGCGCAGUGGACAAAAGGCAAAUUCCACCUGAGGUUCAUUGACGGCGAUCACGCGUCGAUGCUGAGGAACAGAAGUCUUGCGCGCAUCAUCAAUGAAUUCGACCCGAGGCUGAAGGACAACAGGGAGUUUGAGGAUUACAUUGGGUUUUAGGACUAUUUGCUGAUAACCGAUGAUUUUUUUUGGAAUAAAGGUUGUGUUUAUUUACCAUUCCCUAUCUUGUCGCA